Messenger RNA from Centropristis striata (black sea bass), 2484 nucleotides. RefSeq names its product isovaleryl-CoA dehydrogenase (gene ivd). The record is from RefSeq and is a predicted model, not a curated record. The transcript has 12 exons. Bases 95 to 1351 code for a protein of 418 amino acids. Gene Ontology annotation, cellular component: mitochondrion. Gene Ontology annotation, biological process: L-leucine catabolic process. Gene Ontology annotation, molecular function: flavin adenine dinucleotide binding; 3-methylbutanoyl-CoA dehydrogenase activity. Lineage: Eukaryota; Metazoa; Chordata; Actinopteri; Perciformes; Serranidae.
GCUGGUUGUGACAUAAGUCUGAGUUCGCUCUGGUUGCAUGUAAAGUUUUGGUUAAUUUAUCUCCUUUUUAACUGAAAGGUCUACCAGCAACACCAUGUUUGCCGUCAGAAACGCUCUCCGUCUCGGCUCCAGGUUGUCCAUCCCCGCGGUGGCGAGGAGAGGAUGCGCCGGGGCUUCUUCCAUCCCGGUGGACGACGUGGUGAACGGACUCACCGAAGACCAGAUUCAGCUCAGACAAACGGUUCGUAAGUUCUGUGAAGAGAAACUUGGACCUCGUGCCGACGAGAUCGACAAGACAAAUGAGUUUCCAGAAAUACGGGAGUACUGGAAAGACAUGGGGGAGAUGGGACUCCUCGGGAUCACUGCACCAGUGGAGUAUGGAGGCACAGGACUGGGCUACCUCGAUCACGUCCUCGUGAUGGAGGAGAUGUCCCGAGUGUCGGCAGCCAUUGCUCUCUCUUACGGCGCCCACUCUAACCUCUGUGUCAACCAGAUGGUUCGCCACGGCAACGAGAAACAGAAGGAGAAGUACCUGCCAAAGUUAUUAUCAGGAGAGCACGUAGGAGCCCUGGCCAUGAGCGAGCCCAACGCUGGCUCCGAUGUCGUGUCCAUGAAACUCAAAGCUAAGAAGCAAGGUGACUACUAUGUUCUGAAUGGCAACAAGUUCUGGAUCACAAAUGGGCCCGAUGCCGAUACGCUGAUUGUUUAUGCAAAGACGGAUCCUGAGGCCCAUCAGAAAGGCAUCACAGCUUUCAUCAUUGAGAAGGGGAUGCCUGGAUUCUCUACAGCACAGAAGCUCGACAAACUCGGCAUGAGGGGCUCCAACACCUGCGAGCUGAUCUUUGAAGACUGCAAAGUCCCAGCGGAGAACAUGCUCGGUCAGAAAAACAAAGGCGUUUAUGUGAUGAUGAGCGGUUUGGAUCUGGAGCGGCUGGUGCUUUCAGCAGGACCUUUAGGCAUCAUGCAGGCCGUUCUGGACCACGCCGUCCCCUACCUGCACGUCAGAGAGGCCUUCGGACAGAAGAUCGGACACUUUCAGCUAAUGCAAGGCAAGAUGGCCGACAUGUACACCAGACUGAGCUCCUGUCGGCAGUAUGUGUACAACGUGGCCCGGGCUUGUGACAAAGGACACUUCAGUGCAAUGGACUGUGCUGGAGUGAUCCUGUAUUGUGCGGAGAACGCCACUCAGGUUGCUUUGGAUGGAAUCCAGUGUUUAGGUGGGAACGGCUACAUCAACGACUACCCCACGGGCCGCUUCUUGCGUGAUGCAAAGCUGUAUGAAAUCGGCGCAGGCACGAGUGAGGUACGCCGGCUCAUUAUUGGACGAUCCUUCAACGCCAUGUACAAAUGAUCACAGCUGAGAAGUGGCCAUCUUUAAAGACUGUACGAGUGGUUUGCCGUGGAUGAACACAGUUACUCACACCCCGGGCCUUAAACUGUAUGAACCGUUGCUGCUGUUGGGACGUCGCUGUUUCAGAAUCAUUGUCACACGGGAAUUUAGAUCAAGUUAUAUAAAAAUCACUUACAGUGCGGUUACAAGAUGAAUGGUAACAGGUGGAACAAAUUAAUUGGUGAUUCAGUAUUUUAAGUCGGUUAUGUUAACUAGAUGGAUAACCACUGUCAGUAAAGCUAUAUGAUUGUAAGCAUUUGAGCUUAUGAACAAGCUACAGUCAUGGAAAAAUUAUUAGACCACCCUUGUUUUCUUCAUUUCUUGUUAAUUUUAAUGCCUGGCACAACUAAAGGUACAUUUGUUUGGACAAAUAUAAUGAUAACAACAAAAAUAGCUCAUAAGAGCUGAUAUUUAGUCAUUUUUUAUGGUUUUCUUGAUGAUGAUUUUUGUUAUCAAGAAAACAAUGGAAAAUGUCUAGAUAUCAGCUCUUAAAUUCAACUCUUAUGAGUUAUUUUUGUUAUCAUUUAUUUGUCCAAACGUACCUUUUGGUGUACCUAAAUGUACCUUUAGUUCUACCAGGCAUUAAAAUGAACAAGAAAUUGAAGAAAAAGGGUGGUCUAAUAAUUUUUUCCAUGACUGUAAAUGCUUCUUCUUCACCAAGCCAUGUUGGUGUAUUAAGGGUCAUAGGAAUGAAUGGGUUCUGUAAACUACUAUUAAGGCAAACUGAUGUAUUUGCAGCUGAGCAGCUCAAGCCUCCAGGACACUGUUGAUUAGAUAACACCUGAGAGUGAAUUAAUACAUAAUCAAUUUUAGUGAUAUUAUAAAAUAUAUAACUUCCCUGACAUGUAUUUUAAUGAACUGUUUCUGAUCAAUAAGGAAAAAAACACCUGAUGUCUAAGCAUUCUGUUUUAGAGAAUUAGCAUUAGAAAACGUGUUUCACUGUUGUAUAAUGUCUGUUCGGUCCGACUGGAGGAAACACUCCUAAUGAUUUGUUUGUCUUCCCUUCUCCAAAGGACUUAUCAUAGAUGUAUAGUGUGAAUCGUAUAUCAUACAUGUAGUUUUGUUUGCCAUGAAUUAAAGAACUGUUUUAUUUA